ACAAACCGGAGGAGACGCCAUGUUGGUCGCCCAGCAACCAGAGCUCCUAUAGUCGCUAAUGUUAGAUCAACAACUGUUAUCAUCGCCAAGUCAACUGCACCAGCAGCAAAAGCACAAGAUACGGCCUACCCUAUGCAAUCCAAACCCCAAUAUUCAAACCAGGCCCCCCCUCAGAAUAUGUAUCCGCCUCAAUCAGCAGCCCCCUACACCACUGGACAGCAACAACCCCCAGCCCCCUACACCACUGGACAGCAACCCCCAGCCCCCUACACCACUGGACAGCAACAACCCCCAGCCCCCUACACCACUGGACAGCAACCCCCAGCCCCCUACACCACUGGACAGCAACAACCCCCAGCCCCCUACACCACUGGACAGCAACCCCCAGCCCCCUACACCACUGGACAGCAACCCCCAGCCCCCUACACCACUGGACAGCAACAACCCCCAGCCCCCUACUCCACUGGACAGCAACCCCCAGCCCCCUACUCUACUGGACAGCAACCCGCUGCUCUGUACCCUGCGUACCCCACUGGACAACCACCCCCUGCUCCGUACUUGUCUGCAUGGGGAGGAGCCCCUCCAGCAUCCAGGAUGAUUAUGGGGACCUACUAUGCAUGCAGUACAUGUAUUAACUGAAAGUAGUAAACUUUUAAUAAGAGACAUUGCAAAUUGCAAUUGACUGUAUAUAGCUGUUAGUGAUAUAGCAAACUUCUAUU
This is a messenger RNA of Halichondria panicea, 719 nucleotides long. RefSeq lists its product as uncharacterized. The transcript has a single exon. The coding region runs from base 133 to 639 and encodes 168 amino acids. The record is from RefSeq and is a predicted model, not a curated record. NCBI's taxonomy places the organism in Eukaryota, Metazoa, Porifera, Demospongiae, Suberitida, Halichondriidae.